AUGAAUGCGGAAUUUAUUGACGCGCUUUCGAGGGACUUUGGUAAAUUGCAAUCCGAAAAUAAUCAUCACGAUAUAAACAUCGAAGUUGGCAAACAUCCCCAUAAGAAAUCGUUUAAAGCACAUUCGAUUGUUCUUUCUGCUCGAUCUGAAUAUUUUAGAAAUGCUUUAGAAAUAGACAAAAAAGAAAAUCAACAAGUUGAAGGCGAAUUUGUAGAAAUAUCUCCUUUGAAGCAGCAAAUUAUUAAUCUUUUUGAACCUAAUAUUAUUCCAGAAUAUUUUGAAAUUUUGCUAAAUUAUAUUUAUACAGGAAAAAUAUCUUUUGAACUACACAAUCCAGAAAUUGUUUUGUACCUUCUGGAAGGCGCUUUGUAUCUUAAACUUACUGAUCUUUACAAUUUCUUGCAAACGCAUCUCGUUCAAGAUUACUCCGAAUGGAUGAAAGAGAAAUACGAAUUGAUACAAAAUAUCAUCAAAGCUAAUAAUGAUGAAGAUUUAAAAAUAUUAACGGAUUUCUGUACAAUGACACAACAAGAAAAGUUCCAGGCGAUAUUAAAAUCCGAAGAUUUUGCGAAAUUGAGCAAGGAUUCUUUAGUUACCUUGUUAAAAUACGAUGCACUUGACAUGGAUGAAAUCGAAAUUUGGGAUCGUGUUAUCGAAUGGUGUUUAGCUCGUCUUCCAAAACUUAGUAAAUCGUUGGAAGAAUGGAAUGAUUCGGAUUUCAAACUCUUAAGCAUCAAUAUUGAGCCAUUUAUCCCACACAUUCGUUUCUUUCAAAUUCCGGCCGCCAUCUUUGACGUCAAAGUUUUACGAUAUCAAAAGAGUCUCCCGGAAUACGCUUUACGUGAAAUUUUGAGUUUUCAUUUACGUCCUGGAUACAGGCCGACUAUUCUUCAAUUGCUUCCGCCCAGAGUUCGUUCUCACCUCGAAAAAAUACCCGACUACAAAACUAUCGAUUCUUUAAUUAUCGACGACAACCACAUGAAUUGGUUAUCUAACGGUAUCGAAAAUCUUUCAUUCGACACAGCCAACGAUAGAUUUGAAUAUAAAUUACUUUUACGUGGAAGUCGUGACGGUUUCACUUCCGAUGCAUUCUACAAUUUAUGUGCAAAAAAAGGUCCUACUAUCGUCGUGAUCAAAGUUGCCGAAAUCGGAGAACUUAUUGGCGGUUACAAUCCAUUGCAUUGGAGUAGCGAUGGCGGAUAUUUAAAUACUUCGAGCGCAUUUAUUUUUAAUCUUGGUAAGCAAAAUUUGCAGGGAGCUAUUUUGAGUAGAGUCGUGAAGGAAGAUGUUGCUGUUUGGUGCGGACGAGAUUGGGGUGGACAAGAAUAUGGUCCUUAUUUCGGGACAAGUGAUCUAUCUGUUGUUGGAAAGAACUGGAAAACCCAAAAAGUCUCUUUUUGUAAUCCGGCAGACUAUAAGAAUUCAAUUCUGUCUACUUUGGAUUAUUUCUCUUUUGAGGAAUAUGAGGUUUUCCAGGUUGUUAGAAAGUAA
Molecule: messenger RNA, 1491 nt
Organism: Ambispora gerdemannii
Lineage: Eukaryota; Fungi; Glomeromycota; Glomeromycetes; Archaeosporales; Ambisporaceae
Source: the annotation of a GenBank genome assembly